AUGUUGAAGUAUGGUAUUGUUUGCUUGCUACUCAUUUUCGGAAUUGUAAGCGUUGCAGCAAAUUGUCCAGCCGGUUUCAUCCAGAACCUAGAAAGGUGUUAUAAAUUCUUUACCAACACUUUUACAUGGCCCGAGGCUGUAUCGUUCUGCGGUGCAUUCAAUACACGUAUUCUUACCAUAAGCGACGAUGCGGAAAUGACAUUCAUAAGGAACAAGGCGAAUGAGACAGGAGGCUAUGGGUUUUGGACGGGGGGCUCCGACGCACUUGAUCAGAACGAGUGGAUAUGGGCGCAGACAGGAGAGAUGUUGACACUGACCGGCAAAUGGGCUCCAGGUGAACCAGACCAGAGCAGCGGUAAAGAUUGUCUGGGAUUAUGGGGUGAACACGACUUCCUCUUUGGAGCUUGGGACUGCACCGCUCUACUACAGCCUAUUUGUGAAGUCAGUAUUGAGGAAACACAGAUUUUCGGAUAG
Messenger RNA from Ylistrum balloti, 474 nucleotides. RefSeq names its product perlucin-like. The record is from RefSeq and is a predicted model, not a curated record. Bases 1 to 474 code for a protein of 157 amino acids. The transcript has 5 exons. NCBI's taxonomy places the organism in Eukaryota, Metazoa, Mollusca, Bivalvia, Pectinida, Pectinidae.